GUGUGUGAUUUUUUUAAGAGACUGGAGUUUUUAUUAGUUUAGAAUGGCUCAAGGUAUAUUCAAUGUCAUCUAAGCAUUUGGAUUAAAUGUGUUUUAAUUUGCGCAGGCUAGUGGAAUAAAGGUUACUGACUGUUUUUUCUGGUGUCUGUUAAGUAUUGAAAUUGUUUUGAUUGCAGUGUUUACAAACAGUAUCAAAAAUUAAACCUCCCUACAGUGCAGGGUGACCUGUCACAUAGAGUUGUAAGAGGGAGAUACAUCAUCUUCAUAUAACAAAUUAUCUGUGUUGUUGACCUGAAUUAGUUUUGAAAUGUGUUUAUUCUUCUGGGAUACAUCAUAGUUCUUUGGACUAGCCACUGUUUUUCACUAUAACAUGGAUUUAUUUUGAGAGCACCCUGUCCAUUGUCCAAUAUUUUAAGAGAGGACUGCAGUCCAAUCAAGAUGCCUUCAUUGUUAACACCUGUCCCACCAGCAUCAUGUCCCAAUGUGAUACAGAAGCCGACAGUUAUAUCAAUGGUGGGAUUACCAGCCCGUGGCAAGACGUACAUGUCAAAGAAAUUGACGAGAUAUCUCAACUGGAUCGGAAUUAAAACGAAAGCUUUUAACGUCGGGGAAUAUCGACGGGCCGCCACUGACAGGUAUCGGAAUCAUGACUUUUUCCGACAAGAUAAUACGGAGGCCCAGGCAAUUAGACAGUAAGUGGGUCAGCUGAACCAGGAAGUUUGUUUUUUUCUUUUUACGUACUAAUGUUUUUGAUUACACUUACUUAAGUUUCUGCAAUGCUUUCACUGUCUUUUACACACUUGUGUGUUAGCCAUUAGAAGUAUGAAAUGAGAGAAGAAACUUUCACAGAAGUGUAGAAAUCUUUUUUUUUGCAUUAUUCAAUGAACCAGAUCUGUGAAAAUAGUUUUCUUACUUCUGUGCUUUAUGAGGUCAGCU
This is a messenger RNA of Saccostrea cuccullata (small rock oyster), 936 nucleotides long. Its product is annotated as 6-phosphofructo-2-kinase/fructose-2,6-bisphosphatase 3-like. Gene Ontology annotation, molecular function: ATP binding; 6-phosphofructo-2-kinase activity; fructose-2,6-bisphosphate 2-phosphatase activity. The record is from RefSeq and is a predicted model, not a curated record. Gene Ontology annotation, biological process: fructose 2,6-bisphosphate metabolic process; fructose metabolic process. NCBI's taxonomy places the organism in Eukaryota, Metazoa, Mollusca, Bivalvia, Ostreida, Ostreidae. Gene Ontology annotation, cellular component: cytosol. The transcript is spliced from 3 exons. The coding region runs from base 439 to 696 and encodes 85 amino acids.